This is a messenger RNA of Haliotis rubra (blacklip abalone), 4879 nucleotides long. Its product is annotated as myosin-VIIa-like. NCBI's taxonomy places the organism in Eukaryota, Metazoa, Mollusca, Gastropoda, Lepetellida, Haliotidae. The transcript has 30 exons. The record is from RefSeq and is a predicted model, not a curated record. Gene Ontology annotation, cellular component: cytoskeleton. The coding region runs from base 628 to 4479 and encodes 1283 amino acids.
ACGCAGUUUCCUAUACCCUUUUGUCGUAGCCCACCCGUUCAUUGCAAGACUGUAAAAUACGGGGCUUGGAUUACAAGUGUCGUCCUUCACAGAAACAUGUCUAUUUGUCAUAGAGACUGGUACAUUCUGUUAAGCAGAAAUUUCUAGUCAGAUCUUACUCUCAGUGCCUACCUACGCCUUGUCAUGUUUAUGGCACGACAUGUACGAUAGGUAUGUUAUUAAUAACCUAAUAACUUAAUAACACACAGGACGUGACAAAUCGCUGUGGGAUACUCAGACCAUACAGGUAAACAACGAGACAUAUUUCAUCGCAUGCUAUUCGGAUGCGCUCUUGCAUAAAUGAGAGUGCAAAACAAAUACACGAGGCCAACAUGUAGAGAACGAGACCAGUCAAGCGGAUUAUUCUGAGCCGGAGAUAAUCUGUGUAGAUCGAGGCUAGCAGUAAUAAGGGUGCUGGGACCGAGCUGGCGAGUCGCACUGAAGUCGGACUACCUCUCGGUAUUCGUAGUCAGUUGGAGAUUUACCUGGCGGCAAACAUCCAACGACGUACCUGGCAGUUGACAAAUGUUAUUGUGGCACCUGUAAUCAGCUGUGAUAUUUAUGGAAUAAUCUGUGUACACCAACACCAUGGCUAAAACAUCGGCCGGCAGAUUAAUGUCUGAAUGGUACGACGUUACACUGAAGAAGGAAGCGAUACCUCAUCGAAACAGCGUCGUGAUCACCGUCACUCAGGGCGCUGCAGCUGCGUUUGGGAUAGACGAUGACGAUGACAAGUACUCGGUGUCGGAGAUGUCGGUGGGGGCGACGAAGAAUGAGAAACAGGGCAAGAAUCCCCGAGAAGCGUUCGGAAAACCUGGCCUCAAGAAUAACCAUCUGGGACUGGAACGCAUGAAAUCCGUGGUGGCAGAGACCCACAUCACCGACACGGAGUCGUCCAGCACGGAGAACUGCAAGCCCGAGCAUGAUGACUCCACUCCAGCACAGGCGGUCAACUCAGGUCACCAGGAAGAGGGCUCCCACGGGGAGGGGGCCUCAAGUAAGACACGUAGAGGCAAGGAGGACGAGUCUACCAUCACCGAAGUGGAUGACAUGGACAAUCUGACAGGUCCUUCAAGUUUCGCGCUGUUUGCUCAAACCAAGUUCCAGCUCCGUACGACGCAUGUCUACAGCUGUGCCGCUCUACAGGGCUCCUUACUGCCCAAACACGACAGAGCUGAUACACUGGCGUCUCUGGCCUCGUGGGUGACCAUCCUCCGGGUCAUGGGGGAUCUCCCCGAGAGUUCGGGACAGUUCCUUUCCGUCAUUGGGGAGGAACCAUCAAUCAUAGCCAAGGUCAAGGCUGGAUUCAAGCGGAAAUACUCGAAGAAAGACCUGGAUGAGGUUCAGAAAAAUAUUCGGAAUAUACAACGGUGCAUUUUGCAGUUCAAAGACCCCGUGAGUGCCGAGGUGUCAGACAUCCCGUUCUUACCCAGCGGCAAGGAGACGAUGCUGGAGAAGAUACAGUACCUGUGUGCCUUGGGUAUAUACAGGACAGACCUCAGGGACGAGUUAUACUGUCAGUUUUUUGCUCCGUGUUUCCGAUGUUUCCUGAAGGAAGGUCCGACAGAGUUCACCCAGAAGGUGGAGAAACUCAACCGUAGAACCAGCAUCGCCGGGACCCGUGGGUUCCCUCCCAGCUGGCUGGAGUUCCAGGCUGCCAAGAACUCCAAACCCAUCCUCCUUCCUAUCACCUUCAUGAACGGCCAACGCCUCCUCAUUGAGGCUGAUGCAGCUACAACGGUGCGGGAGCUAAGCAACAACCUUGCAGAGACGCUGGACUUCAAAGACAACGAAGGGUUUUCAAUCUACGUGUGUCUCCACCAGAAGAUCUCUUGUCUUGGCCACGGACUUCAUCGAAUAAUGGAUGCUGUGUCGGAAUGUGAACAACACACCAAGACAAUGGGCAUGCGCGAGAGUAGCUCCCUCUGGCGGCUGUAUUACCGGAAGGAGUACUUCACACCUUGGCACGACGCUAAGGAGGACCCCGCCUCCACCGACAUCAUCCACCAGCAAGUGAUGCGGGGAAUCUCACUCGGCGAGUACCAAUGUCAGAAGGAAGAAGUGUUCGUCUUGCUGGGAGCACAGAAAUACUACCUUGAACACUCAGAAGUGACGGAUCCGAAGAAUUUGGAUCACCUCUGUCGGAACUGGUUCCCUGAGUCCUGGAAGGCGGAUAAAGGGGUUCCUUACUUUGUGCAGAAGGUGGAGGAAGCCAUCAAGAACAACUUCGGAAGCAAGAAGCCGCCUCACGCCCAAAUCAAGGCGGACAUUGUGACGUUCGCCAUUGACAAGUGGUCUCUGAUGUUCUCUCGCUACUACGACGCCAGCAAGGUGACCGGCCCCGGAGUGAACUCCGUCAACAUCGUGGUGGGUCUGAGCGGGAAGGGCAUGUAUGUGCUGGACAAUGGAGACUCGAUUCGUGUACAGCUGGCGUUUUAUGAGAUGGCCAAGGUGGUCAAACACAGACACACAGUGAACAUCACGACUGUGAGAGAUGAGGAAUACACUAUAGUGUCUAAUCACUCUGACGACUUCCAUCUCCUCCUGGCGACAUUCAUAGACGGGCUUCAGCUGCGCUCCAAACACGCAGUAGUCACCGACAACCAUCAAGAUUUGAAGAAGGGAGACCUUAUCACGUUGGACAAGGCAGUCCGAGAAUAUGAUAAGUCUGACCACUUCCGGGGCCUUUGUCAGAGAACGGGCAAGAAGUGUGAGAUACCACGUGAUCUAGUCUUCGUUCUCAGCACCGUGGAUGAACCCCCUCCGAUUUUUGGGGCAGUCAUGUGCUCUUCACGACAAUAUAUCUGUUUGUUUCAGGCAAUGCUUUCAGUGCAAUUAGAGAAAGAUACUCAGAUAUUCAAGAACCACGAAGACGGCCGGCCUCAUACACUCCAGAAAUACUCACGAUAUCAUUUUAGACAACCAAACGAAAAUGCCGUGACGAAGAUGUUUAACAAGACGUCUUUAAAACGUGGGAAGGGGAAGAGCGAGCUGAUGUGGCAGUUCAGUAAGGACCCGAUCAAGAAGCCUCUUCUGAGAAAGUCCUUGAACCGAGAUGACACCCGCCUGAUGGCUUGUCGGACCUUCACUGCAAUCCAGCAGUUCAUGGGUGACGCCCAUCUGAAGGACAGCGUGACGGACAUUGAGCUGGCUAAUCGCUGGAUCGUGGAGCCAGCCAGUAGAAGUAGAUAUUUACGCGAUGAAGUCUUCUGUCAAGUUAUCAAGCAACUGACCAACAACUCAAACAAAUCAAGUGAGGAACGUGGGUGGUUGUUGAUGCUGAUGCUGGCUACGACGGCCAUCCCGGGGGAGGGGUUGUAUGACGAGGCGCAGAAGUUUGUACGGUCAAGCUCUCUUCCUAUUGCCAAGCUGUGUAGUGAGAGGCUGGAUAGAGCUAAGACGCGCGGAUGUCGAUUGUGGCCGCCCCACCCAGCUGAGCACGACAUGUUGUCUAGGAAACUGCCCACUGUCCGAGUGAAGGUGUACAUCCCAGACAACACCUGUCAGACUUUCGAUGUGACGUCAGUGACGAGAAUCAUCGACAUAAAGCGAGAGGUGUGCACGAGACUUGGCCUCAAGACGUGGGAAGAAUACAGCCUGUUCAUGAGCUUCCAGGACAGCGUGCACUCUUUACAACCAAACGAGUAUUACUUUGACGCCCUGUCCCACGCCGAGAUGUACUGGGUGUCUCAGAAAGCCGCCAUCAGAGCAAGACUGUCCGGUCCGCUGACCCCGGUCCUGGUGAUGUUGAAGAAGGUGUGGGUCAACAUAGACCCUGGACACGACACUGUGGCAGAUGUGUCUUUUCACUUCCCGCAGGAGCUUCCAAACUUCAUCCGUGGGUACCACCAGACAGCCGAUGCCGUCACGGCCCGACUGGCCUCUCUCGUGUACAGGGCCAAAUACGGCAAUGAAGCCAAACCGCUCAAAGAAAACUUCAGUGACGUCAGCAAGAGUAUUGCACCAAAGAAGCUGUUGCAGACGCAGUCCCCAGAAUACUGGUCUAAGACAAUUACCGAGUACUACGGGGAGGGCAAGGAUCUGAGCCAGGAUCAGGCCAAGGUUUCCUUUCUCAAGGUCAUCAGCCAGCACACGACGUACGGAUCCAUAUUCUUUGAGGUCAAGCAACGGACACAGAAAGACCUUCCCAAGAACCUGCUGGUGGCCAUCAACAUGACAGGCCUGCAUCUCAUUGACUCUAGUUCCAGGAAACUGUUGAGGACACUGGAGUUUUCACAGAUCCCCAACUGGGCGUUCGAUGAAGACUCAAUCACAUUGAUGUUGAUUGAUGGCACGAAGACAACCAAGAUGCUGCUGGAAACAAGCGUGGGUCACAACAUGGACGACAUCCUCAUGGCCUACAUCAGCUGGGUGAUGAACACACAGAUGAGGAAGAGACAUGGCUUUGCUGGCUCCCCAACUGGAGAAAGCAGCUGUUAAAGUCGUCCACAGCUUCAUGUAGCCGUUAAUGUCGUCCACAGCUUCCAAGGACCUACAGCUGAAGGGAUCACAUGAUCCGACAAGCUGUACAGACUGACGUUGAAAGUGCUUCCAGACAUACCAGAGUGUAUUGCCGACUUAAUGGCUUGCCAACACACUACAAGCGCGAUGUCCACGCAUGUGAGCAGGAUUCCAAGCGUGGAUACAAUACUUACAUCGUCCGAUUGAAAGUUUUGUUACGUUGUGAAGCAAAUACUCAUUCAUCCAUAGGCUGAAGGUUUCAUAUGCAAAAAAACACGUCACAUGCGCUGGUAUAAAGCACACACAUGCAUGUCUGACUUGACCCCCAUAUCCAACUGGACUAACACAUUCGUCUACACUCGCCCCUUUCCAUAACCUC